AUGUAUUACUUGAUUUGCUUCUUUACAAUCAAUGGAAUUGACAUCGGAGGCUUCCAGAAGUUUCCAGAUACUCCAAUUGGCAACAUUGAAAAACUUAUGCACUUUAAUAAAUAUUGGGAUGCUUAUGAAGCUGCCGGCAAAUUAAUUGGUGACAACUACAAAGCUGCAGAUCCAAAAGCAAUUCGCCUGAGAGCUCAAUGCGCUUUGCAUAUGGGAAUGUCAGAAGAAUCUAAAAAAGAAGCCACCUUCGUUAUUGGCAAUAGGAAGAUUACAGGCGACGAAAAGUUAUUAUGCUAUCAAAUUAGAGCCCGUGCUAACUUGCAACUUGGAAAUUUCAAGGAUGCUUCUGAUGAUGCUCGUAAUUCUCAAAACCAGCGUGUUCAGAGAGAUGUUAGUACGAUGUAUCAAUAUUACCAAGAAUAUCAAAACCAUCUUAAGUAUAAGAAGCUCCAAGAUGCCGCUAGAUACCUCGAUAAAGUUUUAGAAGUUUGCAUCAGCUCCAAUGUCUUAAAACUUGAGAGAGCUAAGCUUGCUUGGGAUCUCAAUGAUUACAAGCGCUUCAAUGAAGUUGCAAAAGAUCUUCCAAAGGCUUUUCCAAACGAUAUGGAAUUACAUUACCAUCUCGGUAUCGUUGCAACAUGCAAUGCCAACCUUGAUGAAGCCUCAAAGCAUUUCGCUGACUCAAUGAAGACAAAAGGAGCUCCAAAGGAAUAUCGUGCUGCAAAAGGCCAUGUUCGAGAAAUGACUCAUGCUUACAUCGCAGCAAAGCGCGCAUUACAAGGUCCAGAUGUUCCAGAAGUCGAAAAACAACUUUCUAAACUUUAUGAUCUCGCAUAUCAGUAUUGCAGCGGCCAAUCAGAGAUUAUCAUGAAUCUCAACCUCAUCAAAUUACAGCUUAUUCGUAAAUCAGAAGAUAAAAACGCUACAAUGGCUUUCCUCAACGAAGCCAUCGCAAAUUACUCGAAUUGCGCCGAUUUCGAGAUCGAACGUGGUGAACUACUUCUAGAGAAUGGUGAAUUUGAUGCCGCCAUCUACGAUUUCCAAUCCGCUCUUCGUAAAAACCGAAAUUUGAAGCGCGCGAACGACGGAUUGAACAAAGCCCAGCAGAAGAAGAGAGAGGCCACGAUGGUCGACUACUACAAGAUCCUCGGAGUCCCACGUUCUGCAACACAAAGCGAAAUCAAGACCGCAUUUAGAAAGGCUACGAUCAAAUGGCAUCCAGACAGACAUCGUGGUGAAGAAGAGAAGAAAGACGCCGAGCAAAUGAUGAAAAAGAUCAACGUUGCUUACGAUAUUUUAUCUGAUCCACAGAAGAAGCAGAUGUAUGAUAACGGAGUUGAUCCUGAACAUCCUGAAUAUAACCAAGGCAAUGGAAUGCAGACAGAAAUCGAUUUGAACGACUUGUUCAACGGAUUUAACUUCUUCCAGGGUGGAGGAGGCGGAGGAAGAAAAAUCUUCUUCCAACAAGGUGGUGGUGGUGGUUUCCAGUUUCAGUUCAACUUUUAA
Molecule: messenger RNA, 1506 nt
Organism: Trichomonas vaginalis G3
Lineage: Eukaryota; Parabasalia; Trichomonadida; Trichomonadidae
Product: positive regulation of translation initiation in response to endoplasmic reticulum stress
Exons: 1
Coding region: 1-1506 (501 amino acids)
Biological process (GO): protein folding in endoplasmic reticulum
Cellular component (GO): endoplasmic reticulum
Molecular function (GO): protein-folding chaperone binding; misfolded protein binding
Source: RefSeq, a predicted model, not a curated record